Messenger RNA from Camellia sinensis, 630 nucleotides. Lineage: Eukaryota; Viridiplantae; Streptophyta; Magnoliopsida; Ericales; Theaceae. The record is from RefSeq and is a predicted model, not a curated record.
AUGGAUACUUUGAAAUCCAUAAUAUUUACUUCAUUUUCAUCCUCUUCUUCUUCCUCCUCCUCUGAUGAGGAGUCUGAUGAUGAAUAUAUGAUUACACUUUUAGCAGCUUAUGAGCAGAAUACCAGUAGUAUGGUUCAAAUUCUUAAGUCAAGUGAUAGCUCAAAGAAAAUAAGGGGUUCUAUUGUAGGUCACAAGUAUAUACGCAGAGAUAGAAGGCAAGGUCAUGACAGAUUGUUUGCAGAUUAUUUUGCUGCAAAUCCAGUGUAUUCACCUACAAUAUUUCGGAGACGUUUUCGAAUGCGUCGUCCUUUGUAUUUGCGAAUUUUGAAUGCAAUUGAAGCACACAAUCCAUAUUUUGUUCAAAAACAAGAUGCAGCUCGUGUACUUGGAUUAUCUGCCCUACAAAAAAUGCCUUCAGCGAUGAGAAUAUUAUCAUACGGUGUCGCAGCAGAUGCAGUUGAUGAUUACAUACGUAUUGGGGAAAGCACUGUGAUUCAAAGUUUGCAACAAUUUUGUUACUCAGUCAUUGAAAUCUUUGGCUUUAGAUGUAUGUUGGCUUUGAUGAAGAAGAUUGCUGAAAGGAAGGCAAUCUAUGAACAGAUGGUAUUUGAUACUUUAACGCUCCCCUAA